Saitoella complicata NRRL Y-17804 is the source of this 1448-nucleotide messenger RNA. RefSeq lists its product as uncharacterized. Bases 230 to 1078 code for a protein of 282 amino acids. The record is from RefSeq and is a predicted model, not a curated record. NCBI's taxonomy places the organism in Eukaryota, Fungi, Ascomycota, Saitoellomycetes, Saitoellales, Saitoellaceae. The transcript has 2 exons.
CUUUUUUUGUACCCUGUUACUCACCACCAAGACGGUCCGAAGCAAUCGUUCUCUAUUAUCUAACCAGUGCUGCUUUUUGACUGAGCAUUCAUCCUCGGUUCACAAAGCUCCCAAUCAACCCAACUCCAUCUUCCUCAGAACUUAAACACCUAUACUCUCAUUCGCAAGCCAAGCUUCAUCUCAACAACAUCCCGCAUUUAUUCAGCAUACAUCCCCGAUAACGGUAACAAUGUACGCAACCCGCUCUACCACGACCCCACCAGUACCAUCCGCAAUCCCAAUUGCAGCACACUAUGUCGCUCAGCCCUCCGGUUUGGGUUCUUACCCAUCCCCACCAUCCUCGCUUCCGACAACCGAUGCUCAAUCUCCCUCGACCUCAACACUCUCGAAGUCCCUCCUUACCCGCCGCCAAUCCUCUACCACCAACGUCUCCUCGCCCGCUGUCUCAAUCCCCGGUGGUGUUACCAAGACUCGCCGAAAGUCCAGCGUCGCACACUCUCUCAAAUCCACCCUCGUCCGGUCUUCCUCCUACGCCCCAACAACCGAAGACUCCGCAAUCGAUGAUUCUGAAGUCGUUGGAUCCCCCGCAAACGGAGGAAAAGAAAUCGUCCGUUGCGAGCGUUGCGGAAAGGGGUACAAACAUAUCUCGUGCUUGAACAAGCAUAAGUGGGAGCACACGCCGCAGUGGCAAACAACCUCCAAACUCCUUAUCUCGAAACAUCAACAAGUCCAGCUCCUCGAAGCUGCAUCCGUGCUUGUCUCGAUGGGGGCUUCACCAUCCUCUUCUCCCGCCGCGGUUCCCGCUCAUCUCGGGCCCGCGACGGCUUCGUACCCGUUCCCACCUGGUGGAAGUCCGUAUGCCGCGUCGCCUUUGUCCACUCUUCCGGCUGCGAGACGAGCGAGUUUUACUCGUGGUCCUGGUUCCUUCGUCAGGGAAAGCUCUUACGCGGGCCAUGGUGGUGUCGUCAUUGAGGAAGAGGAGGAGAGUGAGGAUGAGAGCGAGAGCGACGACGAGGAUGUCGAGCGUGGUGAGAGUGAAGAGAGUGAAGAGGGCAUGUUCGGUGGUAUGGAGGAGUAAGUGAACGUCGACUUACACGUGUUCUUGGGGAGAGAGGCCUAGGGGGUUGUUAGAGGCGUUUUUUCGUUUUUGUAUGUAAACUUGUUGGUUGCGCGCGAUUGGGGCAUUUCUUGUGGUAUUGUUUGGGGUUUUGUGUUUUUGUCUGUUGUUCGUUCGUGAAGGUUUUGGAGCAUUUCCGGUGUGGCAAUGAUUUGGCCAUGGGUGUCCUUCUUCUUGUGUUUUUGCUUGGUUUUUUGUGUGUUUUUUGUGUGUUUGCUGUUGUUUAUCGUGCUCUCUAUCCUUCCACGGAUGAGAUGGAUAUGCGUUUGUUGUUCAUACCUAUCUUUUACACUGUCGUUUACCAUAUGAAUUGGAAUCAUUUGCUACCUAC